Molecule: messenger RNA, 1290 nt
Organism: Brachypodium distachyon (stiff brome)
Lineage: Eukaryota; Viridiplantae; Streptophyta; Magnoliopsida; Poales; Poaceae
Product: auxin-responsive protein SAUR36
Exons: 2
Coding region: 363-1013 (216 amino acids)
Biological process (GO): response to auxin
Source: RefSeq, a predicted model, not a curated record
CCUGUUUAGGAGCCACAAAGCAGGCGCCUGUUUUCAGUUCUCAAAACAGGCGACUGUCUAACCCCCUAUUUUUUAGCUUGCAUAUGCACAAACGACCAGCUGGCUGGCAUCUCCUCGUAGCACGGAGAAACCCGCCUUCAAACGCGCGCGGCCACCGUUUCCGAGCACACCUAGUGCGUGGAUUCGUUGCUAGCUUCCACGCUCUUGUUGAGCACAACCGUUUCAAAACGAACCCUCGGAUUUCGCCAAGACUUCAUUUCGUCUCGCCUCCUCCGGCGCCCGGCAGGCACUGCUUCCCUGAUCCUCUUGGCUAGGGCCUAGGGCAACGGAAACCUCGGGCGCGGGCAUCCUUCGUGGCUAAGAUGGUAGGCCGCGCGUCCAGCCGCCGAUUGACGGAAGGGGAGCAGAGUACUGCCGCGCCUCGUGAGACCGCCACGGAACCGGCCACGGGCCUCCGGAAGAUCGUCGCGAUCCGGCAGAUGCUCCGUCGCUGGCAAUCCGCAGGCACCACCGCCGCCAGAGCAUCGUCCAACAACGCCAGCAGGACCAGCGGCGCGCCUGCCUGCGCCUCGGAUCAUCAGCACCAAAUAAGCCGCGGCAAGAAGAAGCCGGCGCCGGAGGGGAAUCGCGCGUACCGGCGGCUGCUGGAGUCGGCGGCGGCGGGGGAGGAGGAGCCGGUGACCCCGGGCGCGCCCGCGGGGGUGCCGCGCGGGUGCCUGGCGGUGUACGUCGUGGGCGGCGCGGACUCCGCGGAGCCGGAGCGGAGGCGGUUCGUGGUGCCCACGGCGUGCCUGGACACGCCGGCGUUCAGACAGCUGCUGGAGAAGGCAGAGGAGGAGUUCGGGUUCUGCUACGCCGGGGGCGCGCUCACCAUACCCUGCGGCUGCGACGCUGAGGCUUUCGAGCACGUCCUCGUCGUCAUGGACCGCCGCCGGAAGGGCCUCGUCGACGACGAUGGGAACCCCACGGAGGCAGCAGGCGAAAAUGGCGAAUCAUCGGGGAAACGAGAGUGAGCUCUGACAGGAUCGACGUGAACCACGGGAUUGGAGCGAGCAACGUCGAUAUUGUGAAGCGGAUUUUCUUUUUCUCUUCUUCUUUUGUUCCACGUGCGCAAUUGUGCAUGUUAGCUAUCGUGAUUCCCGGCCGUUGUCAGGGUUUCUGCAAGGUCGAUUUUCACGCGCCUUUCUUCUCCGCGGGAAUUUUGUUGCUGUCCGACCGUGAAAAUCGCGAUGCUUAUUGUAGCGUCCGGACACACCCGACUGGAAUAGAACCACAUUUUUACUCGUGAGA